Molecule: messenger RNA, 1775 nt
Organism: Porites lobata
Lineage: Eukaryota; Metazoa; Cnidaria; Anthozoa; Scleractinia; Poritidae
Source: the annotation of a GenBank genome assembly
CUUCUGAAAAAGGGCACAGUAGACUACAAAAAUGGAAGAAAGCUAAAGCUCCGAAAGGCUGUCAAGAAGGAGCCAUUCAGCCAGUUUUUGGAAGGAGAAACCUCGUUACCAUUACAAAGUCCAGCUGUUAUGGCACAAGCACCCCACCUACAGUACAUGUUCAGACAGCACAACCUUCACACACUUGUAAGAACACAGGUUUUAAGAAUGAACAGCGACAGCUGGAAUUCAACGAGGCUGUUGCAGAAGCUGAUGAACUGUUCAUGCAACGUAAGUAUUGAGAUUUGCUAGAAAAAAGUACUAGUCAAAUCUUUUAUUUUGUACAAUUUUCAUGUCUAAUAACAACAACAAUGUAAAUAUUUACUUCAAAAUUGUUUGCCGCAGUACACAUAGUAGCCUUUUCCGCAGAAAACUAAUUAUACAAAGCUAAUGGAGGCCUGGUAAGACAAACACAAAAGCACGUUUAAAAAAUGGUGAGAAAUGAAAUAUGCAAAGGUUUUAUUUCAAGAUAUAAUGGUGUUCAAAGGGAACAAAUGUUAAAACAUGUUAAAUCUCGAAUCUAGGAACACAUUUCAAGCCAGGUGGAUUAUUACAGAAUACAAAUGCAGUUCUUGCCACCCAAGAAGGGACAAAGAAUGGCAUCAUCAAAGGCAUAGGAAGGAUAGGAAGAAGAAGCAGGCAUGCAACAGAUUCUUUCAUCUUUAUACAUGGUCAUCUCUAUACAUCCCUUAAAAUCCACCCUCUUCUUAAGAAACAGAAAACUAAACAUAAGUCCUGCAGCAAAGAAGCACGUGCCCACUCCAGUCGAAAACUCAGAAUUGGUAGUUAAUCGUGGAGUGGUUUUCAAACAGGGUUAAAAAGAGCUAUGGGUUUGUAACUUUCGCAACAAUCAUCCACGUAAGAAGCUUCUGAAAAAAGGCACAGUAGAUUACAAAAAUGGAAGAAAGCUAAAGCUCCGAAAGGCUGUCAAGAAGGAGCCAUUCAGCCAGUUUUUGGAAGGAGAAACCUCGUUACCAUUACAAAGUCGAGCUGUUAUGGCACAAACACCCCACCUACAGUACAUGUUCAGACAGCACAACCUUCACACACUUGUAAGAACAUAGGUUUUAAGAAUGAACAGCGACAGCUGGAAUUCAACGAGGCUGUUGCAGAAGCUGAUGAACUGUUCAUGCAACCUAAGUACUGAGAUUUGCUAGAAAAAAGUACUGGUCAAAUCUUUUAUUUUGUACAAUUUUCAUGUCUAAUAACAACAACAAUGUAAAUAUUUACUUCAAAAUUGUUUACCGCAGUACACAUAGUAGCCUUUUCCGCAGAAAACUAAUUAUACAAAACUAAUGGAGGCCUGGUAAGACAAACACAAAAGCAAGCAAGAUAUAAUGGUGUUCAAAGGGAGCAAAUGUUAAAACAUGUGAACUCUCGGAUCUAGGAACACAUUUCAAGCCAGCUGGAUUAUUCCAGAAUACACACGCACUUCUUGCCACCCAAGAAGGGACAAAGAAUGUCAUCAUCAAAGGCAUAGGAAGGAUAGGCAGAAGAAGGAGGCAUGCAACAGAUUCUUUCAUCUUUAUACAUGGUCAUCUCUUUACAUCCCUUAAAAUCCACCCUCUUCUUAAGAAACAAAAAACUAAACAUAAGUCCUGCCGCAAAGAAGCACGUGCCCACUCCAGUCGAAAACUCAGAAUUGGUAGUUAAUUGUGGAGUGGUUUUCAAACAGGGUUAAAAAGGGCUAUGGGUUUGUAACUUUCGCAACAAUCAUCCACGUAAGAAGCUUCUGA